Molecule: messenger RNA, 625 nt
Organism: Equus caballus (horse)
Lineage: Eukaryota; Metazoa; Chordata; Mammalia; Perissodactyla; Equidae
Gene: H2BC16
Product: H2B clustered histone 16
Cellular component (GO): nucleosome
Molecular function (GO): structural constituent of chromatin; DNA binding; protein heterodimerization activity
Source: RefSeq, a predicted model, not a curated record
UGUCUUUGGCAGUUGCUUUUCGUCAUGCCAGAGCCCGCCAAGUCUGCCCCUGCCCCGAAGAAGGGCUCCAAGAAGGCGGUGACCAAAGUCCAGAAGAAGGACGGCAAGAAGCGCAAGCGCAGCCGCAAGGAGAGCUACUCCAUCUACGUGUACAAGGUGCUGAAGCAGGUCCACCCCGACACCGGCAUCUCGUCCAAGGCCAUGGGCAUCAUGAACUCGUUCGUCAACGACAUCUUCGAGCGCAUCGCGGGCGAGGCGUCGCGCCUGGCGCAUUACAACAAGCGCUCGACCAUCACCUCCAGGGAAAUCCAGACGGCCGUGCGCCUGCUGCUGCCCGGGGAGCUGGCCAAGCACGCCGUGUCGGAGGGCACCAAGGCCGUCACCAAGUACACCAGCUCCAAGUGAGCCUGCCGGCAACUACCCACAACCCAAAGGCUCUUUUCAGAGCCAUCCACGCUUUCUAAAGAGAACUGGCACCCAGUUUAUCCCGUUUUAGAGGAAGACAAAGGCAGGUCUUAAUCCGAACCCUUUAUUGUUCCUAAUUUUGUACAAAAGUUAAUUUUUGGUCUUGUGUGUUUUAAGUAAGAUUUUUUUGUGUGCAUUACAAAGAUCAAAUCCAAAGUGA